Messenger RNA from Drosophila hydei, 1161 nucleotides. It is a transcript of the gene Elba1, whose product is annotated as early boundary activity protein 1. The transcript has 2 exons. Gene Ontology annotation, molecular function: DNA binding. Bases 1 to 1161 code for a protein of 386 amino acids. NCBI's taxonomy places the organism in Eukaryota, Metazoa, Arthropoda, Insecta, Diptera, Drosophilidae. The record is from RefSeq and is a predicted model, not a curated record.
AUGCAGAUUAAUCGUCGUCAACGCUUGGAGUUCGCGCUCAGCAUUUUGCCAUACGACCAUAAAAGGGUGGAGUUGUCCCCGGCGCAAAAGCAGGUUGAGCAAAUUAUAGCGCGACUACGAACAGAUGACACCUCUGCCGAGGAGGAGAGCGAUGAUGAGAAGGUGCGCCAGAAGCAGCGCACUGCCGCUGGCUUCGCCGAGCACACAAUGCGCUGCAUUGAGGAAGCUGAAGGUGUUGUCUAUCCGAAACCUAAGAAAAUGCUUAGCACAUUGGCUACACUGACGCUGGCUGCUGAGAAGCUGUUAAAGACACAAUGCAAGAUGGAUGAGGACAACAUGAGAGAUGAGAACGAGUUCGAGGGCGACUCGGUCAUGGAUGAGGAGGCAGCAUUGGCCAAGCUGGACCGCAGAGAACUCAUGGAGAACAACAUUCUGGCACUGAACCAAGCGCGACUGAAGAUGCUGCAGCGUUGGGAGCGCAGCAAGCGCAAGGCUCUCGACUUGCUCACCAUUGAGAUCGAGAAGGUGCAGACCAUGGAUCAAGCGCACGAGCAUAGAGUGGCCCAAUUUGAUCUGUUCCGCGAUGGCACUGAUGAGCACAACACCUCAACGCCCAAGACCAACGACGACGACGACGAUGAGAAGGAGAAUGAAAAUGUUGUUGAACUGGACGAUGACGAUGAAGAAUACAUGCCACACGCCGCCGAAAGCAGCAACAAACGCAAGCGACUAAAGAAGCUUGUUACAUCCACGCCAAAUGGCAAACUCAUUUUUCCACACUUGGAAUUCGAUCAUUAUGCCAAAUCGCCCAUGGUCACUAUUGGACCCAACGGCACACAGAUAUCGCGUGUUUCCUUGCAAAGCUUAAACUGGACCAUGUCAGGUCCGGCUAUAACCCGCAAGUUGCUUUGCGAAAUCUUCGAUCGGGAUACUCUGGCCUUCCACACGCUCUCGGGCAAGCCGUCGCCGGCAUUCAAAGACUGCGCUCGACCCAGCAAGCAACAGCUGGACCCACUCAAAGUAGCCGACCUGGUCUAUCUGAUGACCAACAGCAUGCAGAUGACGCCACGAGAGGUGCGCACAGCCAUCACGACCAAGUGUGCCGAUGAAAACAAAAUGCUACGCACUCGACUCCAGCGACGUCCCCGCAAGACCAUCUAA